This is a messenger RNA of Triticum dicoccoides, 2005 nucleotides long. Its product is annotated as aspartic proteinase-like protein 1. NCBI's taxonomy places the organism in Eukaryota, Viridiplantae, Streptophyta, Magnoliopsida, Poales, Poaceae. Gene Ontology annotation, biological process: proteolysis. The transcript is spliced from 8 exons. The record is from RefSeq and is a predicted model, not a curated record. Bases 133 to 1374 code for a protein of 413 amino acids. Gene Ontology annotation, molecular function: aspartic-type endopeptidase activity.
UCCCCACCCACCCCCGCCACCUCCCCGCUCCUCGCCGGCCACCCAGCAAACAAACCCUAGCCCCAGGCCCCCCUCCUCCGGCCACCUCCCCGCAUUUCCGGCAGAUCCGCCGUCGGCCGCCCAGAUCCGCCCAUGCGCCUCCCGCUCCUCCUCCUCGCCCUGCUCGCCGCGGCGGCGUCGGCGCCGGCCGCCGCGGCGACGCUCUCGACGAGGAUGGUGCACCGGCUCUCCGACGAGGCGCGUGUGGCGGCGGGGCCCCACGGGGCGGCGCGGUGGCCGCCGCACGGGAGCGGGGGCUACUACCGCGCGCUGGUGCGGAGCGACCUCCAGCGGCAGAAGCGCAAGCACCAGCUCCUCUCCGUCUCGGAAGCCGGCGGCAUCUUCUCCCCCGGCAACGAUUGCGGCUGGUUGUAUUACACAUGGGUGGAUGUCGGGACGCCGAACACUUCCUUUAUGGUCGCAUUGGAUACUGGAAGUGAUCUGUUCUGGGUACCCUGUGAUUGUAUCGAGUGUGCUCCAUUGGCUGGCUACCGUGAAACUUUGGAUAGAGAUCUCGGGAUUUACAAACCAGCUGAAUCAACAACGAGUCGGCAUUUGCCCUGCAGCCAUGAGCUUUGCUCAUCAGGUUCAGGCUGUUCAAGCCCAAAGCAGCCUUGCCCAUACAGCACUGACUAUCUUCAAGAAAACACAACCAGCUCAGGUUUACUAAUUGAGGAUGUUCUACACUUGAACUCCAGAGAGAGCCAUGCACCAGUGAAGGCUUCAGUCAUUAUAGGUUGUGGUAGGAAGCAAAGUGGUAGCUAUUUGGAUGGUAUUGCACCAGAUGGACUUCUUGGCCUUGGGAUGGCAGAUAUCUCAGUUCCUAGCUUCCUUGCAAGAGCUGGAUUAGUUCGAAAUUCCUUUUCGAUGUGUUUCAAGGAAUAUUCUGGGAGAAUUUUCUUUGGUGAUCAAGGAGUGUCUACCCAACAGUCGACGCCAUUUGUUCCUUUAUAUGGCAAAUUUCAAACUUAUGCUGUUAAUGUCGACAAAUCUUGUGUUGGCCACAAAUGUUUUGAGGGUACUAACUUCGAGGCCAUAGUUGAUAGUGGAACAUCAUUCACAGCUCUUCCCCUGAAUGUUUACAAGGCUGUCACUGUCGAGUUUGACAAACAAGUUAAUGCCUCAAGAAUAACCCAGGAAGAUGAUUCUUUUGAAUACUGCUACAGUGCCAGUCCUCUGGAGAUGCCUGACGUGCCAACUGUAACUCUUAAUUUAUCUGCAAACAAGAGCUUUCAGGUCGUUAAUCCUACAAUUGUACGCAAGAACGGAGAGGUGGUAAGGCGACCUAAGGCGAGCACCAACAGCCUUACGCCUAAGCGCCAAAAGCGGGCAUGAUGUCAAGGUGCUGACAGGGUGCCUUGCUGCCUAAGCGUCCAAAGGCGGGACUCCUUAUAAAAAAUGUUCCCAAGAACAAGUUAUUAUGCGCAAAUCGACUCCAUUUGUAUUUUUCUCUUCUUUCUUAAAGAGCUAGCUCCAGUUAUCUCCCUUACAUAACCGAUAUAGUAUACUGCAUUCAAAUGCUCCUUCCUGUGUGUUCUCCCACAGUUUAUUGAUUAAACAAAUAUAGUUGGUGCGUAAAAUGGCUCAACUGCGAAAACAAGAUACUGUACUAGAAUGAUUUCUAUAGUUUGGCGCUUGCUAGGCUCAUCUAUUAAAAGUUGUUAUAGUGUAAUGUGGAGUUUGCAUGUGUGGUGCGAACUUGAACCUGUCAUCAAUUGUUUCUAUGCUCAUUGCACAAUGUUAUUAGAUUUUAGUAAAAACAAAGUCAAGGUAAACUAUGAGAGUACCAUUAGUGAUGCCAUUUAUCUUUUGACAGCUGAGCCCUUCUGUAAUGUGCUCACAGCGCAUAAACUUACUGCCUGAUUUGUUGUAACAUAUACAUAUGAUACAAAACCCACAUGUUUGUACACAAAAGGCAGAUGUGUCAUUUUGAGAGAAAAAUAUAUAUUUGUCAUUAUGAAAUAGA